This is a messenger RNA of Podarcis lilfordi (Lilford's wall lizard), 14672 nucleotides long. Lineage: Eukaryota; Metazoa; Chordata; Lepidosauria; Squamata; Lacertidae. The record is from the annotation of a GenBank genome assembly.
AUGUCUCAGGGGGUGACUUACGCUGACCUGAGAUUUGUGAAGGUCCCUCGAAGGGAGAGCCAGGAGGAAGGUAGAGGCGCAGCCAGCCCAGAUCUCCCCCCCAGCUCCCCCCACCCCAUGUCACCACCUGUUCCUCACACCACCUUGUCUUCCAGAGCCAAAUGAUGGGGAGCUCACCUAUGAGAACAUCCAGGGGCCCAGGACCAGGGGGCAGGAGGAGGAAGAGGAGGAGGAGACCUCCAGGGAACUGGAAGAUGCAAGAGGUGAGUCUCUGGUACCCUCCCCACUAGGGGGAUGCUGCCAGAGAAGGAAGGAGGGGAGGGAAGGGGGGGGACUCUGGAGAUGCUUGUUCUCCUCCACCAAAUGGAGGCUCCUCACCAGUGCUGGAUUAAACCCUCUGGAGGCCCCCAGGCAGUCAAAACCUCGGGGGGGAGGGCCUCACAAAUCAUGUCCUAAUACUUUUCUUAUUUUACCAACCAACCAUUUUAACAUUUUAACAUUUAUUAUCUUGCCAUGGGCUCCCUAAAAAGCAUGGGGGCCAUAGGAUGGUGUCUAUCUACGCUGCCUACUUAGUGAUUUAUUAUUAUUAUUAUUAUUUGCUUUUCUGUUUUAUCAUAUCAUCAAUGCAUAAUAUGUUAAAGUCAGACCCAUAAUAGUAAGGGGGGGGAAAAUAAUAAUAAUGUAAAUAAUAAUAGAUUCAGGUAGGUAGCCGUGUUGGUCUGAUGCAGUUGAAAUAAAAAUAACCUGAAGAAGUGUGCAUGCACAUGAAAAGCUUACACCAGAACAAGCUUAGUUGGUCUAUAAGGUCUCCUGGACAAUUUUCUAUUUGUAAAUAAUAUAUUAUAAUUUGUUAAUAAUGAUAACAACAUAACUUAUCCCUCCAGUUUAUAAACCUUAAUUUUAACUCCCUGUCCACUCUUUCUCUGGUCUCCUUUCUGUUGUCUUCUUGACUGCGUUUUCUUCUACUACUAAAUUAUUUCCAUUGCCUUACAGUCCCACUUUGUCACAUCCAUUGCUGAGCAUUCUUUUUUCAGUCUGUUACACUUAUUUUCUUGUUAAAAUGUUUUUCCAUGUAUUCUAUAUAUAAUGUCCAGUUUCCUUAUAAAUUCAUAGGGUCUUUACUUCUUAAUCUGUCAUGCUGGCAAGUUCUAUAUAUUCUUCUCUUGAUGGUCCUGCAUCUGUUCUCCACUUUCGUGCUGCCAGAAUUUGGGCAGCUGUAGUCACAUCCAUAGAGUAGCUUGAUUUGGGGGGGGGGGAUUUAUAUUGUUAUUCCACUGAGUGCUCACUGGAAGGACAGAUCCUGAAGCUGAGGCUCCAAGACUUUGGCCACCUCAGGAGAAGAGAAGACUCCCUGGAAAAGACCCUGAUGUUGGGAAAGAUGGAGGGCACAAGGAGAAGGGGACGACAGAGGACGAGAUGGCGGGACAGUGUUCUCGAAGCCACAAACAUGAGUUUGACCAAACUGCGGGAGGCAGUGGAAGACAGGAGUGCCUGGCGUGCUAGAGGGGUCCAGGGGGGCACAAAGAGGCGGACACGACUGAACGGCUAAACAACCAUAUUGUUAUUAUUCCCAGAAGGAAAGCUUCUGGAUUUUUAGGAAAAGUUCUUUUAAACAUUUUCUUAAAUUCGUUACAAACCACCUCCCAUAAUUAUGUUAUUAUUCUACAAGACCACCAUGAGUGAUAAAAUGUGCCAAUUGUUUCUUUACAUUUCUAGCAUAGGCCACUUUUAGUUCUAAACAUUUUAGCUUGUUUACUUGGCAUCAAGUACCACCUGUGGAUCAUUUUUAAACAGUUUAAACUAGCAGUUUAAAUUUAAAUUUAUUUUCUACAAAUGUUCCCACAGGUUCAGAUCAGUAUUGUGACCCAUAUCUUGUACCCAUUUGAACAUAGAUGAUUUCACAAAUUUUUAUUUAGUUUCCCAAUCUAAUAAUAUCCUAUAUAUUUGAGGAAAAUUUUUAAACUCUAGAUCUUAAUAUUUCUUUUUCGAAUUGUGAUGGUUUUUCUGCAAAUCCCCAUUUUUUAUUCACCUUACAUUUUUAAGUGAUUUGAUGAUAGUUUAGCUAGUCUGAAACAAAUUCUUUAAUCUCUUCAUUUUUUCUUCUCCUGAAAAGUAUAACAAAUCAUUAUAGGUACCCCAGUUACCACUCAUAUUAUUAUAUUUCCUUGCCUCAGCUUCUAUUGGGGAUAACCACCUCGGCGUUUUGUUUUCUAUUUUAUUUUAUUGUAUUUUCCCCACACCCUAAUUAAGUUUUUUCUAAUAACUUUGUUGGCAAAGCUUUUACGUAUUCCUUCUUUGCCAUACCAGAUACAAACAUGCCAGCCAUGUUUGACAUCAGGACCCUCCAAAUCUAGCAGCUGUGUCUUUUCCAGCAGUAUCCAGUCUUUUAUCCGACACAGGCAGGCAGCUUCAAAAUACAAUUCCAAAUCUGGGAGUGCGAAACUUCAGCUUUAAAAGUAGGGGCCACAUUUUAUUCCACAUGUUGCGGGGGGGGGGGGAGCAGGUUGUUUCAGGAUGAUGACUGGUUUUAUGCAAUAUUGUGCUAUUCUGAAGUUCCCUGCUUUACAGAACUCUUCUACGUAAACAAGUGAGCAAAGGUUGCCACUGAUUUGCAGGUGACAUUUAGGUUUGCACAGAUUACGGGACUCUGACACCCAACUGCAGCAAAUCCAUUUUUUAAAAGGAUCAGACUUUAAAAGGGAAAGAAAUCCUGUACAACCUGCAAGAAUCUGAGUUUUCUUGGUUUGGAAAGUGAUGGGGAAACGGAUUCAAAAGUGUGGGGUGGUGAACAAAUGACUAAGGGCAAGCAGUCACAAACAAUGCAGAACAAAUGCUUUCCCUCUACCUAAAUGCUGAAUAAAUACCGUAUUUUUCGCUCCAUAGGACGCACUUUUUCCCCUCCAAAAAUGAAGGGGAAAUGUGUGUGCGUCCUAUGGAGCGAAUGCAGGCUUUCGCUGAAGCCUGGAGAGCGAGAGGCAUCGGUGCGCACCGACCCCUCUCGCUCUCCAGGCUUCAGGAAGCUAUCCGCAAGCCUUGCAAGCCCGGUGGGAGUUCCCGCGGGCUCACAAGGCUUGCAGGCAGCAGCCUGCAGCCCCGGCGAGUGUCCGCAAGCCUUGCGCGCCGGGCAGGAGGUCCCGCCGAGCGCGCGAGGCUUGGGGCGGCAGCCGCGGCGGGGGGGGGGAUAAUUUUUUUUAUUCAUUUCCCCCCCCCCAAAAAAACGAGGUGCGUCCUAUGGGCCGGUGCACCCUAUAGAACGAAAAAUACGGUAAGUCCACCUAAGUUUGGCGCGUAAAUACUCAACCAACAGACUGCCUGAAGUCGCCCAAGCCAGUUUCCCUUUCCCCCAAGGGCCACUUUGCUUAGCAAAUCAGCACGUCUUGAGACCACUGACAUUUAAGAUGCAAAGUCUGCAUUUUAUUUUCCUUAUUUACUGUAAGUGGAACUUUUUUUAUCAAACAAAUAUGACUCAUUCUGGUGUUUUGCAGAAGUAAGAAAGCGGCAUAGAUAAGAAAGGUUCUCCAUUUAUCUGAGAAACUUAAAAUACAAGUUCAAGAUGAUGAAAGGGCUAUUUAUCUCAAUAGAUUUCUGACCUGCCUUGUCUUCUGGACAGAUAACACCAUUGAAAACCCAUCUGCCCAGCUGGUUUUGUUGGCUCAAAAAAUGAAUAAUAAGCCAAGCAAUAAUAUUCCACAUGCAUGUGACUUUCAGCAUUCAGAGUUUCGCUUACAAGGACCUUGUAAAGUAAGGCAGUCUGAGUAUUGUGCCAGGUAUCUAACCACCAUUAAAUCCACAGGCCCCAGGCUGAAGUCCUCCUUGCAGCCCUUUGUCCUCCACAUCCAGUGACAGCAUUACCAUCCAUCAAGGAUCCUUCAGAGUCCAGAGUCCUGCUCUUCUGGUCGUUCCACCAGCACAAGCCUUUCUGCUUGCCAGACUGAACAACUCUCCCCGCUCUCCUCCCUUUGCAUGUUGUCCUGGGGUUCUCCUGACCACCCAGAGCUGAUUUGGGGAGCCCAGGGAGAGGCGGGGGGGGAUCCCAAUACAGUCACUGGAACCCUUGUGCCUCAGUGUCAGGUUCAUGGGAUCCGGGCCUUUAUCUUUCCCUCUCCCUUUUCUUCCAACAUUCAGUCUGCACCACCAAGUCUUCUCGCUUCUCCUCCCUAGGCAAUGUGAAGACAGCCGAGGAGAUGGAGGGGAAAGACUGGAGUUAUCAUCAUGGAUGCUUGAGAGGUGGGGAUCGCUGCCUUUUAGGGGGAGAGCUGUAUUCUGAGACUAAUCAUUUUCCUACUUGGGAUCUAGAUUCCAGACAUCUUCCAUACAAGCAAGAAUCAGAGUGUUUUGGAGCACAGAGUGUUUGGGAACCCAGCCCAGCAUUGUCUCCACGGGCUGGCAGCAGCCCUCCACGGUUUCAGACUGGGGCCUCUCCCAUCCCUCCCUGGAGAUGCCACAAGGGACUGAUCCUGGCACCUUCUGCAUGCAGGGUAGCUGUCCUGCCACUGAGCUAAUUCUCUUCCCAGUUCCCAGUUUUACUAGAGAACAAUGACUGGAUGGGCCAAACUCCCCAGAGGAUGAGGCUUGGCUGCUCACUCCUCGGCAACUAUUCAUUCAACAUUUUCAGGAAGGCCUUCACAGGGAGGGGCAUUGAAGGCAGGAUCCAUCCCUGCACGAGUGCACCUUCUUGCCUCUUCCCCAUGCACAGCACAGACACACAGUCCUGAACAUGCCUCGGAGCGCCAGCUCUUACAGGGACCAGGGGCAAGUGGCCAUUUCCCAACUGCAACCGGGCAGCUUUGGGGCUAAAAGCAGUCAGUCAGAGCCCCCAGCUGAUCCCAGUGAGUUUCUCUUGCAGAGCCAGACCGUCGGACCUGGUACGCCAUCCUGGCCUUGUUGGCCACCUGCCUCUUUCUUCUCGCCACCGCCAUAGGACUGGGGGUCCGAUGUGAGUAGCGGGUGCCCCCUGCCCAAAUCCAUCACCCUGGGAAAAGCCAAUCAAUUGGGGGGGAGGGAUCACAGUUGGCUCACAGCUUGCCCUCUCUGCCCUGGGCUCUGGGCAUGAAAAGGUGCAUUUGAAUAAUGUCGCUCAUGAGGCCCACCUUGCAGGGGUGUGGUCCCCUGGGAAAAAGCCUUCAAGGGAGACCAGCUGCUUUGGCUGCUCUUGGUGGGGAAGAGCCCAGCCUGGUGUCCCUCCCCCCUUCUCCUCUGCAGAUGGGCAAGUCUCCCAGCAGCUCCAGCGGGAAUCCCAAAACCAUGUGGCGCAGAGCAGCCUCCUGGCCCAGAGACUCGGCACCUUGGAGGAGAGCCUGUCCGUUUCUCAGAAGCUGCUCCGCGAGGCUGAAAGAGAUCUCCGUCUCACCCGGAGGGCCCUGGAGGAGAGCUGGAGGGAUGCGAACAGGACACAGCGGCAGCUGGGAGACCAAGUGAGGCAAGCAGACCGCAACCUGACGCAUCUGAAGCAGGAGAAGGAGCAAGUCGAGAGAGCGCUGGGCGAAGCCACCUCUUGCCAGCAGAUGGGUAGGUCUGUGGUGUGGGAAUGUUCAGGGAGGCAGGAGAGGAUAUAUUGUUUGUUAAUAUCCUUCCUUACUUGCACUAGCAAGUUCCUUUACUUGGCAGAGUUUUACAUUCCCCCUUUAAACGCACAGCAGGUAGCUGGUUGCAGGCUUGUGUAAGCCUCUCACUGUUAGGUUCCUGGUAAGUUCCCUUAGAUCCCUCUUAAAAGAAUAAACACGCCAUAAACACGUAUAUAUAAGAAGUUUACUCACCUUAUCAGUUCACAGAUGGAUCCCUGAAGGCAGACUUAGUUACAAAUAUAUACAUGUGAGUCUAUCCCAUAUGGGGAUAAUCCCACUGUCCUCUGUCGGCUGAAAGCCAACAGGACAUUUCUAGCUAAAAAGCUGCUCCAACAAUGGAGGAAGUCAGAGAGAGAGAGAGAGAGAGAGAGAGAGAGAGAGAGAGAGAGCGCUGCGUGCCUUGUCCUUUUGUUACCUGGUCAGGUAAGGUCACGCCCAUCUCUAGUCACUUCCAAAAGGAAGCAUGUCUCAGCCAGGAGGAAACAGGAAGUUCCGACUGUCUGGACCAAACAUCCCCUUGCAUGUCCACUCUAGGAAAACGAGGAAUGUUGUACUUGACUGCUAUCUAUGUAUCACAUCCCGCAUGGGGGGCUGGGGGAGCCCUGACCCUGUUCAUUGCUUAGACAGAUGAGCAUUUAUUUCAGGGGUGUGGCCUGUUGAUGGGCUGGGAGGGGGCUCUGUUGGUGCCACUCUAUGGCAACUGUGCCACAACCUCAGGCCCCAUCUCUGCGCUCCGUGUGAUCCACUCACCACAUCCCAGGAACAUACAAAAUGAAACUGAAACUCUCGCACAGCCUCUGGGGUGCAUCUCCCAGGUCACAUGUUGCUUUUUGUGCCCAGCAGCCACCAUGCACCACCAAUCAUCACUCGUUCUCUAUACCAGGCACGUCCAGCUCUAUAGAGACUGCAAUCUACUCCCAGUAUAAUAAAACUGGCAGUGAUCUGCCCAUUGGCAUUGCUCAUAGUUGUUGAGCUUUUUCAGGGGGACAAACCAGAGUGGGCAUUAGUUGUUGAAAUUUUUGGGGGAAGGAUUGAAUUAAAACACUUGUCCUAUAGUCCGCUGCCCUCCCUCAUUCCCCGCACUCUGCUGAGGGGAGGGAAUACAACAUUUCUAAGCAGCAUCAGAAGCAACGAUGGGAUGUAGCGGCAGGGGCGGGGCACGUCGCGAGCGCUAAGGAGCAACAGGGGGUCACUUUCUUGGCUCCUGCAAUCAACCUGGAACACUCCGGCAAUCUACCUGUCUAUUGCAGUCAACCGGUUGGACAUUGCUGCUCUAUAAUAUCGCAUGAACUGGACCUAGCACAGAUUCUCUUCUGCAAAGCAACAAAUAAGAUUUGUUGCUGAAGAGCGCCAAAUCGGAAUCUGCCAGGAUGCUAAUAAUAAUAUUAAUAACAACAACAACAAUAAAAUAUUUAUACCCCACCCACUCUGGGUGGCUCCCAACAGAAUAAUAAUAAUAAUAAUAAUAAUAAGCAGCGAUAAAACAUCAAACAUUUAAAAAAUCCCUAAACAAGGCUGCCUUCAGAUGUCUUCUAAAAGUCAGAUAGUUGUUUAUUAUGAAUCUCACCCCCCAAAUGGUGAUACCCUGGACUCUCAGCAGAUUGGCAGGACAAGUCGUGUGUCCCACCAGGGCUUGGCUGCCAGCCUGAGGCCACCUGCCAGUCCCAGCCGCUCAGAAGCUGAAAGCUGCUCCCUUGACCUUCUCUCCCCCAGGCUGCUGUCCCCAUGGAUGGGAGCUCUUCAGGUGGAAAUGCCUGUGGGUUUCACCUCCGUCAGAAAGGAAGAGCUGGAGAAAGAGCAAAGAAGACUGCCAAGCCAGAUCGUCUCAGCUGCUUAUUUUAAAGCCCUGGAGCGCAAGGGAAUUAUGGGAUGGUGUAAUAGCAAGGGAUGAGGAGGUAAUAACUGUAGGGUACAAGCAGCUCCAACAUAAUGCAAGGGGGUGGAGGGUGAGGAGGGGACGUCGAGUCCAGAGUCAAGCCUUACUGGCCAGUAAGAGAAACCCAGAAGCAGGUUAUUCUCCAGUUCCACCCAAAAUGAAACCCAUUGAUUUCACACUGCUGGGGACCCAAACCAUAGAAGGGGAAGUCAAAAUCACACAAGUGGAAGCAAUGAGAACGCAGGGAGCGAGCGAUGUGCAGUGUGGCCCGGUUCACACACGGCUGUGAGCAAUGGUUCCUGGCUUGCUGUGAACAAACAGUUGCUUCUGAACCAAGACAGGUAUGUUUCACCUGCCGUGAAGAAACCCAUAUCAGCUGGCAGAUGGAGACCCCGAAUCAGACAUUGCGCUCAGCUUGGCUUCCUCUCCUGUUGCUCCUCCAAGGGAGCGAUGAAAGAGGAAUGAUCCGGCCUGCUGCUCAUUCAUGGUCAGCCAUUACCCACAACUUGCUCUGAUGAUGGGCAAAGUCGACCAGGGGGAUCUCCUAGGGAUAGGCCAGCCCCCCCGCCACCUGCAGAGCAUAUCCAGGGGCCCACGAGAAAGGAUAUUCAGCACUAGGGGUGGGGAACCCGUUUGGCUGACCUCACCUGACCUCACAAUGUCCCUGCAAGGCACUGCUAAGCAAAGGUUUCCUCCUCCGUUUUAGCCAGCCUUUUAGUGAAAACCCAUCCCUGAAUCAGGAAGGACCUUGAAUGUAAACCUGCCAAAGUGAGCAGGGUUUAAGCCACACUUGAGGAAAGAGGCAUUUUGGCUGAUAGGAAGAAAGGAAGGGGAAGGCGAAGCCUCAGAGACUAGAAAAUGAAACAGAAGCAGGACAAAUGCAGUCAAGGGGAGCAGAAACAGCAGCUCCUUAGGACCCCAGGGAUAAUAAUAAUAAUAAUAAUAAUAAUAAUAAUAAUAAUAAUAAUAUAUUUUAUACCCCCACCCAUCUGGCUGGGUUUCCCCAGCCACUCUGGGUGGCUUUCAACAGAGCAAUAAAAACAGAAUAAAACUUCAAACAUUAAAAACUUCCCUAAACAGGGCUUCCUUCAGAUGUCUUCUAAAAGUCUGGUAGUUGUUGUUCUCUUUGACAUCUGGUGGGAGGGCGUUCCACAGGGUGGGUGCCACUACUGAGAAGGCCCUCUGCCUGGUUCCCUGUAACUUGGCUUUUCGCAGUGAGGGAACCGCCAGAAGGCCCUUGGAUCUGGACCUCAGUGUCCGGGCAGAACAAUGGGGGUGGAGACGCUCCUUCAGGGAUACUUACAGCUCACUGUCCAAAUAACUCACUCAUCCAGCACAAUUCUGACUCCACUCACUGGCUAAAAACAAUCUUUUUUCUCAACAGCCAAAUAAAUACUGGAUUGGUCUGCAAAUAACAUGGUCUGCAAAGAAGAAGGGUUGGGUUUACACUUGGGUUGAUGACACCCCUUAUGAAGGGUAAGUGCACCAGAGAAGGUCCUUUUGGAUGACUACAGGAUUGGAAGGAUCCAAUCCCCCCAGAAGGCAAAAGCACAUUAGCUCAGGCAGAAUUUCCACAGCCUCUCAGGAAAAGAACCAUCAGGGCCAAGAGGAUGGCAGGGUGGGUAACAAGCAGAAUUGAGGAAGUUAUGAAGGGCAAAAAGACCCCGUCAGAAAAGAAAAAAGAUCAUAAACUUUGGUAAAAGAAGCAGGCAAUGCAAAGCAAGAGAGAUGAAUUACACUGAGCACAUUUUUGAAAACAGAGGGCUGUAUCCAACUCAGCUUUGAUCAAAGCAGAGCCAUCAGAAGGAAUAAGGUAAAGGGGCCCCUGACCAUUAGGUCCAGUCGUGGCUGACUCUGGGGUUACGGCGUUCAUCUCGCUUUACUGGCCGAGGGAGCCGGCAGACAGCUUCCGGGUCAUGUGGCCAGCAUGACGAAGCCGCUUCUGGCGAACCAGAGCAGUGCACGGAAACACCGUUUACCUUCCUGCCGGAGUGGUACCUAUUGAUCUACUUGCACUUUGACGUGUUUUCGAACUGCUAAGUUGGCAGGAGCAGGGACCGAGCAAAGGGAGCUCAAACCGCCGACCUUCUGAUCGGCAAGUCCUGGGCUCUGUGGUUUAACCCACAGCGCCACCCGCGUCCCAUCAGAAGGAAUAGACCUGAGUUAAUCCUGCCAUCAAUUUCAGUGGGGUAUCAGUCUCCCUCCAGGUCCAAAACAGCCCAAGGUCAAUCUGAAGGGGAAUCCAGACAAGAUCCAAGGAGGCAAGGGAGAGGCUGCCCCAGACCCCUCAGCCAGACCCGCCAGCCAGCCCUCCUCCCCCUCCUCCUCCUGAAUCUCAUUGUGGCCCUUGCAUGACUCUGCAGGGAGGAGGAUGGGGACCAGAGGAGCCUUCGUUUCCCUUGCCUGCCUCUGGCUCCACCUGCUGUGCACAUCUCAGCAUCAUCUAGCUGUUAUCAUCCACUUUCUUUUUUUUUUUUUAAUGAUAUUUAUUGAAAAUUUUUAAAAUUACAGAAAAAAACACAGCAGAAAAAGAAAAAAGAGAAAACAAAGAGAAAACAAACCACAUCAAACAAUGCAGAUUCAAAAAACAAAAAUACACCACAAACAGAUAAAAACAAAUCCAUCAUUCUCGAAUCCUCAACUUUCAUUACCUUCUUUCUUUGACCUCCUCCUCCUCCCUUUUUUUGUAUCCUAGUUAUUAAUUAUCGCAGCAAAUCCUUUCCAUAUUUCAUAAUAUUCUGUCAUUACAUUACCUUAAUCUAUUUUCAUCUUAUCUUAUAGAAAACCUUAAAACUUAAAACUUAAAUCUUAUUUUUACCAACUUCUCAUAACCAUAAUAUUCUUACCUAAUUCUUUAAACAUUUUUGCUAGAGCCAAGUAAUUUCGUUCCAACAUUUUUCUAACAUUCAUCAAUUUUAUAAAGCAAUCCUAAUAAUAAAAAAAAGAAAUAAAAACAAUCUAAUCUUCAUCCAGCGUCCUUUCCUCCUGGUCCCGGGUUUUGUCAGUCCUUUUUAUCCCAUUGAUCUAGCGCAUUAACCUGGUAACCUUAUAUCCGAGGCCCUUAAGUCUCUUCCAUGUCCCUUCCACGGCUCUUCUUCAUAUUUUCCUUUCACUCGUGGGAACUCCAGCUUGGUAAUGUUUUUGACCCUUUUCAACAAAUCAGCCCCUUUUCCAAAGACCAGACUAAACUCCAUGUGGUAUUUGAAAACAUGUUUCAGAAUCCCUCCAAAAUUAAGAGCCCCCACAGCCCCAAACAUCUCACGGCCCAUUGCCAGACUUGGAAAGUCCAAACAUCCCUGCAUAGGGGGGUCUAUCCAACCCCCUAUUUCCAAACCAAACCAAACUUUAUCUUUCCAAAUCUGGCUUUUUCCAAGUUCAUUUGUCAAGUCCAAAAGCUCAUGUUCCUGCUGGGCCACAGCUCCCUCCAUCUCUGGCGCCCAAAAUUCAGCAACAUCCUCUUCUCUCAUCUGUUCUGUCAGGGCACACUCCUGGUUUAAUUCCUGGGUGGGCUCCAUAUAGUUUCCCACUGCCUGUUCAAAAAUUCUGACCGCAUUAGUCAUCAAAUCCGUCUUCUCAUUUAACUGUUCCAGUAGGGCAUUUGUUUUACAGAGAGCACACCACAGAGCUUCUGAAUACAUUGUCCUACAAGGUCACAAGUCUAUUCCCACGAUAGUAAUCUGUAACAGCUGCAAGCUCCCUGGAAUUAGUUGCAGUUUCACAGUCUCCCUCUAGGGGGAAAACUUCUAUUUGUUCUUUCUUUUAAGUACAAAUCUAGCAACAAAGUUUCCUUUUUGAGAUAUUUUGUCAAUAUUUGUUCCUUUAAAAUGCGAAAGGGAACAGUGGAAUCACUAUGUUUCUCUUCUUUUAGCUAUCUGUCAAAAACGUUUGUCUCUGGUCAAUGAGCUUCAAAUGUCAGUCCUGACACCCCGCUCCAGGAUCAGGACGGUGGAAAGUUACUUUACUUUAAGCUCACUUCUGCAGGUUUAAACAGUCCGAAAAAGAUCCCCCUUCUUCUCCUGCUUCCGAAGGGGGGUUCAACAAUUUUAAAAUGAUGAAAGUUAAUCUUUUAGAAGCUAUUUUCUGAGCUCUAGUUUACGUUGUCUUUGCUUUAUUCUGUCUACAAAGAAACGGAAGGCUGACUUCCUGUUUAGACCUUCCCGUUUCAGUGCCAAAUUGAAGUAAAUUUUUAAGUCCAAUUCCUUUCUGCUCGCAAGUCCUUAUUUAAAGUCCAAUUGUCCGAAAUUUAAGUACUCAUGGGUGAUUAUUUUAGAAGCCAAAUUGUCCCAGGAAAAAGGCAGUGCUCUCCGGCAACAGCUAUGCGGCUUCGCUCCAUGGAAAUAGCAGUUGACUCUCAGCACCGCGCCACUUCCCCCUCUUCGCUUUGGAGCCCGUUAGUGGGUUCCUUUGCGGGUUGGGGGGGCGCUAAGGGUGCCCGCCGAGUCCCAUGGUCACAGGCUUCAUCCGCCUGUGAUUUUUGAAAGGGUCCCCGCUUCGCCGUAGCGGAAAAGACCCGUUUCGCACGGAGCUAGUCCCUCCAGAUCAGAGGGAGUCCGCCAUUGCCGAUGGCGCCACCCCGGAAGUCUCUGUUAUCAUCCACUUUCCUCCCCGUUUGAACUGGAACAGAGAAGUCCCCACCCACAAAUAUUUCAAUCUGUAUACAAGGAGCCCUUUCCCUGUUUAGACCAGGAGGCGUCCCCUUCUGUGUUUCUCCCUGCCUUCUAAUUUUGGGAUUCUGUGAUGCCAAAAGCUGAACAUGCCCCUUGUGUUUUUAAAGUCUUUCCCAGCGCAGGAAAUGCACAGUAACUCCCAGCCAAGCAACUGUAAAUUCUCAGCACAGACUUUUCAGAUUGUGGCACGAUAUCUGCCGUAGAAAUUCCAGACCUGUUCCAUGGGAUUCUGCCUGAUCCCCAAGUUCCCUGGUCUGUGGGGUGUCGGGUUUGUCCUCUGAAGACCCCCUGUCCAGAACUGGGUCUGAGCUGGGCAGGAGGAGGACAGAGGCAGCGUCCCCUCUGAAUCCCAGGGGCCAGGGAGCCUGAGCAGGGAGAGGCUGCCCUCAAGUCCUGCCUGGGGGCUUCCCAAGAGGUGCCUGCCUGGCCACUCUGAGAACAGCAGGCGGACUUAGAUCGGGCUUAGAUCCAGCAAGGCAUUUGGUGGGUGUUUGUGUUGGGGGGGGGUUGCUCUCCAGCAGACAUCAUACACCCCUGUGAUAGUAAUUUUGAGGUCUUAGAUAUAUGUUAAAUGUUCAUAAAUGUACCAAGCAAACACGUACAUAAAUAUAUAAACCACAUGUCUGAAAACCCCACAGAAAAAGUCCUGAACAAAUUGACCUCAAUUAUUUAUCUGCAAGGUCAAAGUGGGAAACCUCCUCAUUGUCUCUUUCCUCACAAAUCCUGUCUUAAGGGCACAUUUAGAUAUGAAGGUUGCAACAAAUCAAUAAAGAUCAGGCUUACUAGCUGCUUUGCUUCUCAAUAUGCUCUGGUUGGCCUCUGUUAUUUUCUCCAAAUGAUGGAGAACCUACGUAAGGACUCUAUAUGCGCUCUUGGAUACGCCAUAAGGGGGAAAGGGCAGAUUUUGUUUACAACAGUGGGAAGCCCAUUGUGCAGUGAGCAAGAACUAGGGUGGAUUUUGUCCCUUGAGUUCUUUCAUAAAUUGCUUUUUGAACCUUUCAGAAGUAAAAGACUUAGUCAGAGACAGGAUUAUCAGUUUGGAACACUGAAGAGUGGAAUCAUCUCAGUGGAUAAGGAAGGAACGCCACAUCCGUACAUUUGUGAGACGGCAGCCAGCCCUGAGCAACCAUUUCCUGGUUGAGAGGUAAGAGAUGAAUUAGGGGAGGCAGAGUUGCUCCAGCCCCUCGGUCAUUUUGGCUGCUGUUUUCUGAACCUUUUCCACCUCAGCAAUAUCCGUUUUCAGGUGUGGCAACUACAACUGCGUUCCACAUUCAGUCACUGCACCAGAUUUGUAUCAUGGCAGUUUCAUGACAUUAGCAGUUUCGUUUUCAAUUCCUUUCCUAAUGACCCCCGGCAGAGAUUUUGCCUUUUUCGCGGCCACAGCACACUGGGUCUGCAUCUUCAACAAGCUCUCUGCUGUGACCCCAAGGUCUCGCUCCUGGUCCAUCGCUUCCAGUUCAGACAACCACCAGCUUGUACAUGAAAUCAAAAUUUUCUGCCUCAAAGUGCAUCACUUGACCCUGACUGGCACUGAACGGCGUUCGCCAUUUCCCCUCCCAUUCGCGCAGUUUGGACAGGUCUCCUUGCCGCUCUUCACAGCUCUUUCAACAACCUGAACAGCUUCCUGUCAUUAGCAGACUUGGUCACCUCACUGCCAGCUUUGGAUCAGCUAUGAACAAGCUAGAAACCACAGGUCCCAAUCCCCGAUCCUUGGGGGGCUUCUUUCUAAUUUUUACCAUUUGCAUUUAUUCCUACUCUUUGGUUCCUGCAACUCAGGGCCCCCCCACACUUCCCAUCAGAUGUCAAGGAAAUAAAGAACUGAGAGACCUGGUCUGAAUAGACACAUUGGAUUCUUAUCUCGUUAAACAUGAUAUAGCUGUUUUUGGCCAUCUCACCGCUUGCUUUUUCCUGUAAGACCAGUGGUCAAGAAGUUUACCAUGCCCAUUGAGUCAAUCACCCAUCUCCCACUACACUUCCGAGUAAUAUCCCUCCCCACCCUCUCACUCUAUAUAAGGGUCUGGUGACUUCUGUUUCAGUGUAUCUGAAGAAGUGUGCAUGCACACAAAAGCUCAUACCAAGAACAAACUUAGUUGGUCUCUAAGGCGCUACUGGGAGGAAUUUUUUUAUUUUGUUUUGACUUUUAGAAGAUAUCUAAAGGAAGCCCUGUUCAGAGAAGUUUUUAAUAUUUGAAGUUUUAUUCUGUUUUUAGUGUUCUGUUGGGAGCCGCCCAGAGUGGCUGGGGAAACCCAGCCAGAUGGGCAGAGUAUAAAUAAUAAAAUGAUGAUGAUGGUAAUGAUGUUUGUCCCACAAUAUUCAAGUCACGGGUCCAGAGGGUGGGGAUUUUUGCUUCUUUUCCUCCUGCUGCUUUUUCUGGGAAAACCCGCUCUUUACUGCUGAACGGGAACAAACGUCAAGCCACAGAAAACCCAUUUUGUUCUUCUCAUUAAUGUAUUUCUAAUAUUGUGUUGGGGUCCGUUGUUGUUUGUUUAGUUAGCCACCCAGGAAAUCUUCCUCAAGGGCAUCCAUUUAAUGCUUGGAAUUUGCAGAGGCCACUGCAGGUCCUAG